Messenger RNA from Symphalangus syndactylus (siamang), 7127 nucleotides. RefSeq names its product ADAM metallopeptidase with thrombospondin type 1 motif 16 (gene ADAMTS16). Lineage: Eukaryota; Metazoa; Chordata; Mammalia; Primates; Hylobatidae. The record is from RefSeq and is a predicted model, not a curated record. Gene Ontology annotation, molecular function: metalloendopeptidase activity. Gene Ontology annotation, biological process: extracellular matrix organization; proteolysis. Gene Ontology annotation, cellular component: extracellular matrix.
CCUCUGCUCCCCGCUCGCCUCCGCCUCAGCGCCCCGCUGACUUCGCCUCCUCCGCUCCGCUCUUUGUCCCCGCACUCUCCCCUCCUCGGUCCUCUGACCACCCCUGCCCUCGCCUCCUCCCCUCCUCUCUCCCCUGCCCGUCCCCCGCUCUCCCACGGCUCCCGCCGCCCCCGCCGCCGCGGCUGCCACUCCGCCCCCCGCGCCGCGCGGAGCCCCAGUAAUAACCCCGGCGCGGCGGCGGCGGAGUCGCUGUGGGGAAUCCUCCCGCGCUCUGCCUGGAUCGGGUCCUCCCUGCCCGCUCGCACGCUGCCGGCCGGGGACCCUCCGGUGGCCCCUAGCCCCUCGGAGCGCUCCUGGAUGAAGCCCCGCGCGCGCGGAUGGCGGGGCUGGGCGGCGCUGUGGAUGCUGCUGGCGCAGGUGGCCGAGCAGGCACUUGCGUGCGCCAUGGGACCCGCAGCGGCAGCGCCUGGGAGCCCGAGCGUCCCGCGUCCUCCUCCACCCGCGGAGCGGCCGGGCUGGAUGGAAAAUGGCGAAUAUGACCUGGUCUCUGCCUAUGAGGUUGACCACAGGGGCGAUUACGUGUCCCACGAAAUCAUGCACCAUCAGCGGCGGAGAAGAGCAGUGGCCGUGUCAGGGGUUGAGUCUCUUCACCUUCGGCUGAAAGGCUCCAGGCAUGACUUCCACAUGGAUUUGAGGACUUCCAGCAGGCUGGUGGCUCCUGGCUUUAUUGUGCAGACGUUGGGAAAGACAGGCACUAAGUCUGUGCAGACUUUACCGCCAGAGAACUUCUGUUUCUAUCAAGGCUCUUUGCGAUCCCACAGAAACUCCUCAGUGGCCCUUUCAACCUGCCAAGGCUUGUCAGGCAUGAUACGAACAGAAGAGGCAGAUUACUUCCUAAAGCCACUUCCUUCACACCUCUCAUGGAAACUCGGCAGAGCUGCCCAGGGCAGCUCACCGUCCCACAUACUAUACAAGAGAUCCACAGAGCCCCAUGCUCCUGGGGCCAGUGAGGUCCUGGUGACCUCGAGGACAUGGGAGCUGGCACAUCAACCCCUGCACAGCAGCGACCUUCACCUGGGACUGCCACAAAAGCAGCAUUUCUGUGGAAGACGCAAGAAAUACAUGCCCCAGCCUCCCAAGGAAGACCUCUUCAUCUUGCCAGACGAGUAUAAGUCUUGCUUACGGCAUAAGCGCUCUCUUCUGAGGUCCCAUAGAAAUGAAGAACUGAACGUGGAGACCUUGGUGGUGGUGGACAAAAAGAUGAUGCAAAACCAUGGCUACGAAAAUAUCACCACCUACGUGCUCACGAUACUCAACAUGGUGUCUGCUUUAUUCAAAGAUGGAACAAUAGGAGGAAACAUCAACAUUGCAAUUGUAGGUCUGAUUCUUCUAGAAGAUGAACAGCCAGGGCUGGUGAUAAGUCACCACGCAGACCACACCUUAAGUAGCUUCUGCCAGUGGCAGUCUGGAUUGAUGGGGAAAGAUGGGACUCGUCAUGACCACGCCAUCUUACUGACUGGUCUGGAUAUAUGUUCCUGGAAGAAUGAACCCUGUGAUACUUUGGGAUUUGCACCCAUAAGUGGAAUGUGUAGUAAAUAUCGCAGCUGCACGAUUAAUGAAGAUACAGGUCUGGGACUGGCCUUCACCAUUGCCCAUGAGUCUGGACACAACUUUGGCAUGAUUCAUGACGGAGAAGGGAACAUGUGCAAAAAGUCCGAGGGCAACAUCAUGUCCCCUACGUUGGCAGGACGCAAUGGAGUCUUCUCCUGGUCACCUUGCAGCCGCCAGUAUCUACACAAAUUUCUAAGCACCGCUCAAGCUAUCUGCCUUGCUGAUCAGCCAAAGCCUGUGAAGGAAUACAAGUAUCCUGAGAAAUUGCCAGGAGAAUUAUAUGAUGCAAACACACAGUGCAAGUGGCAGUUCGGAGAGAAAGCCAAGCUCUGCAUGCUGGACUUUAAAAAGGACAUCUGUAAAGCCCUGUGGUGCCAUCGUAUUGGAAGAAAAUGUGAGACUAAAUUUAUGCCAGCAGCAGAAGGCACUAUUUGUGGGCAUGACAUGUGGUGCCGGGGAGGACAGUGUGUGAAAUAUGGUGAUGAAGGCCCGAAGCCCACGCAUGGCCACUGGUCGGACUGGUCUUCCUGGUCCCCAUGCUCCAGGACCUGUGGAGGGGGAGUGUCUCAUAGGAGUCGCCUCUGCACCAACCCCAAGCCAUCGCAUGGAGGGAAGUUUUGUGAGGGCUCCACUCGCACUCUGAAGCUCUGCAACAGUCAGAAAUGUCCCCGGGACAGUGUUGACUUCCGCACCGCUCAGUGCACCGAGCACAACAGCAGACGGUUCAGAGGGCGGCACUACAAGUGGAAGCCUUACACUCAAGUAGAAGAUCAGGACUUAUGCAAACUCUACUGUAUCGCAGAAGGAUUUGAUUUCUUCUUUUCUUUGUCAAAUAAAGUCAAAGAUGGGACUCCAUGCUCGGAGGAUAGCCGUAAUGUUUGUAUAGAUGGGAUAUGUGAGAGAGUUGGAUGUGACAAUGUCCUUGGAUCUGAUGCUGUUGAAGAUGUCUGUGGGGUGUGUAACGGGAAUAACUCAGCCUGCACGAUUCACAGGGGACUCUACACCAAGCACCACCACACCAACCAGUAUUAUCACAUGGUCACCAUUCCUUCUGGAGCCCGGAGUAUCCGCAUCUAUGAAAUGAAUGUCUCUACCUCCUACAUUUCUGUGCGCAAUGCCCUCAGAAGGUACUACCUGAAUGGGCACUGGACCGUGGACUGGCCCGGCCGGUACAAAUUUUCGGGCACUACUUUCGACUACAGACGGUCCUAUAAUGAGCCCGAGAACUUAAUCGCUGCUGGACCAACCAACGAAACACUGAUUGUGGAGCUGCUGUUUCAGGGAAGGAACCCGGGUGUUGCCUGGGGAUACUCCAUGCCUCGCCUGGGAACUGAGAAGCAGCCCCCCGCCCAGCCCAGCUACACCUGGGCCAUCGCGCGUUCGGAGUGCUCUGUGUCCUGCGGAGGGGGACAGAUGACCGUGAGAGAGGGCUGCUACAGAGACCUGAAAUUUCAAGUAAAUACGUCCUUCUGUAAUCCCAAGACCCGACCUGUCACGGGGCUGGUGCCUUGCAAAGUAUCUGCCUGUCCUCCCAGCUGGUCCGUGGGGAACUGGAGUGCCUGCAGUCGGACGUGUGGCGGGGGUGCCCAGAGCCGCGCCGUGCAGUGCACACGGCGGGUGCACUAUGACUCGGAGCCAGUCCCGGCCAGCCUGUGCCCUCAGCCUGCUCCCUCCAGCAGGCAGGCCUGCAACUCUCAGAGCUGCCCACCUGCAUGGAGCACCGGGCCCUGGGCAGAGGUAACCAGGGCGGGGUUGGCAUGGGCGGCGGCAGGGCCCCUGCAUGAUGUGCUGUGUUGCACAUGGCCCUCACUGGGUGCUGAUCCUGACUGUUCUGUGCAGUGCUCACACACCUGUGGGAAGGGGUGGAGGAAGCGGGCAGUGGCCUGUAAGAGCACCAACCCCUCGGCCAGAGCACAGCUGCUGCCCGACGCUGUCUGCACCUCAGAGCCCAAGCCCAGGGUGCAUGAAGCCUGUCUGCUUCAGCGCUGCCACAAGCCCAAGAAGCUGCAGUGGCUGGUGUCCGCCUGGUCCCAGUGCUCUGUGACAUGUGAAAGAGGAACACAGAAAAGAUUCUUAAAAUGUGCUGAAAAGUAUGUUUCUGGAAAGUAUCGAGAGCUGGCCUCAAAGAAGUGCUCGCAUUUGCCGAAGCCCAGCCUGGAGCUGGAACGUGCCUGCGCCCCGCUUCCAUGCCCCAAGCACCCCCCAUUUGCUGCUGCAGGACCCUCGAGGGGCAGCUGGUUUGCCUCACCCUGGUCUCAGUGCACAGCCAGCUGUGGGGGUGGCGUUCAGACGAGGUCCGUGCAGUGCCUGGCCGGGGGCCGGCCGGCCUCAGGCUGCCUCCUGCACCAGAAGCCUUCGGCCUCCCUGGCCUGCAACACUCACUUCUGCCCCAUUGCAGAGAAGAAAGGAAGUCAAGGAAGAAUCCAUUUCACUGGGCAGAGAAAUCCUUGUGCCUGGGGCCAGCCUGGAAACACAUGCCUUUGCCACGGCCUCUCCUGGCCAUACUGCCAAAUCUGCAUCAGAUGGAACUCUGUAGCAUUGCCUCUCUUCGUGGCUGCCUCCCGCGUCUUUCCUACAGCCUGGCUGGGGUUUUCCCAGGCCCAGAUGCUCAUAAGUGGUCCAGGAUUGUGCUCACGGAAACAGGACUCUCAAUCCAUUUACAACACUGAACAUAGGACCCUUCAACUUGAUUGAGGAGUUAAUUUGGAGGAGUGCUAGCCAUUCAUCAGAACUGAAGAUCGAAUGUGAAAUCACAGAACAACAAUAUGAAUUAAUCAGCCAGUCAUUGAGUGACCCUGAGUAUCUCUGCCAUGAACGGAAAGGCAGACCCUCCAGACACCCCCAGUAUAGGCAUUAAAAUAAAGGAGCCAACCACAGUCAUGGAAACAUGUUCAUAGAAUGUGAUUUUUCUUGGGGACGGGUGCUGGGGGAGAAAAUAUUAACUGUUUUCUUGCGUUCUGUAUUCUUGACUCUGUGGUGUGUGUGGCCUCCCUGAUGGGAGAGCCUGAUCUUUCCAGAACUGCUGAGCUCCUAGAGCCAGCGACGGGCUCACCCUGGCGUGUGCAAGCCAACCAUCCCAAAUCAGUACCCCCAACCAUGCCCUUUAUCUAACUCUUACUCUCCAAGCCAGUGUAUCCCCCGUCCUAAAUCACCCCAAAGCCAGGUACCAGGCAACCAGAGACCACCCUCGGAACCCAGAGCCUGCUGACACUAUUGUAACCGUCCAGUGCCAAGCCCUUCCCAUCAGGCCUUGCCUUUGCCACAGAAAACACAAGCUGCAGCCCAGUCUCUGCACUCACUCCUCCUCCUUUCUGCCUCUCGCCAGACAUGGGAGCUUCCCCAUGCGGCCCCACUUGGCAUGGUGUGACCUCUCCACUUGGAAAACAUGAAGAACAAACAUCUACUUUCAGCGGCACUCUCCGUGCCGUCAUUCAGUCAUCCUCAUGAAUGGCAGUCCCAGGGGAGGACCCUGACAUGUCCCUGCUUAUUGACCCUCCUUGUCUGCAUUUGUCUGCUGUGACCAAGCCCUAGACACAGAAUCUGCACCUGAGGCUGAGGCUGCAGUGGGCAGUGGGGAAGGCGUGCUCGUCUUAGGCGGAGACCCUGGCAGAGCUCCCUCUGUGACAACCUCACUGAGUUACGUGUCCUCUAAGCCCCUGGAGAGUGCUGGAAUGCCUGAACUGUGGCAUAUACACCAUCCAGCCUCCAGGAUACCCCAAGAAAUGUUCUUUAAACACAACCCCCAACAUCUUAUCUACAAAUGGCUUGUGGGUGCCUUCCUAAGACACAAUUGGUACACUAUAAAAUUCACCCUUUUAACCUGUACAAUUCGGUAUUUUUAUUUAUUUAUUAUUUACUUAUUUAUUUAUUUAUUUAUUUAAUUUUAUUUUUUAUUUUUUGAGACUGAGUCUCGCUCUGUCACCCAGGCUAGAGUGCAGUGACAUGAUCUCGGCUCACUGCCAGCUCCACUUCCCGGGUUCAAGCCAUUCUCCUGCCUCAGCCUGCCGAGUAGCUGGGACUACAGGCACCCGCCACCACACCUGGCUAAUUUUUUGUAUUUUUGGUAGAGAGGGGGGUUUCACCGUGUUAGCCAGGAUUGAACAAUUCGGUAUUUUUAAAGUAUUUAUAUGUACAAAGUUUUGCAAUCCUCACCACUAUCUAAUUCCAGAACAUUUUCAUCAUCGCAAAAGAAACUCCAUACUAUUAGCAGUCAGAGCCUGGCCCCUGGUAACCACUGAUUCAUUUUCUGUCUUAAUGAUUUAGCCCCAGGCAUUUCACAUCAGUGGAAUCAUAUGCUACAUGGCCAUUGUAUUUGACUUUUGUACUCGGCAUAAAAAAAGGAUAAACCUAUUCAUUGCAGAUAGUGGAGGUCUCACAUUUUGUUAAUUCUUUCAUCUGUAGAUGGACAUUAGGGUUUUUGCUGUGGUUUGUCUGUUAAGAAUCAUGCUGCUGUAAACAAUGUGUGCGUAAGUGUCUGUGUGAACAUGCUUUCAUUUCUCCUGGAUUUAUACUAGGAGUGGGAUGGCUGGGUUGUAUGGAAACUCUAUGUUUAAUAUUUUGAGGAGUUGCCAUAUGGGCUUCCCAAGCAGCUGCACCACUGUGUCCACCAGCAGGGCACGAGGGUUCCAUUCUCUCCACAUCUUGUUAUCCACCAUCCUUUUCACUGUAGCCAUCCUAGAGGGUGAGAAGUGCUAUCUCACAGUGACUUUGAUGUGCAUUUUCCUAGUAACUAAUGACAUCGAGUGUCUUUGCACAUGUUAAUGAGACAUUUAUGUAUUUUAUUUGAAUAAAUGUCUAUGCAUGUCCUUUGCUAAUUUUUAACUUGGGUCAUUUGUGUUUUAAUUGUUGAGUUGCAAGAGUUCUUUACGUACUGUGGAUAUGAGUCCCUUAUCAGAUAUAUGAUCUGUGUUUAUUUCUCCCAUUCUGUGGGCGGGUUUUUUUUUUUUUUUUCACUUUCUUGAUAGUGUCCUUUGAAGACGAAAGUUAAUUUUGGUGAAGUCUAAUAUAUCUAUUUUUUUUCUUUGUUGGUUUUGCUUUUGGUGUCAUGUCUAAGAAAUGAUUGCUUCAUCCAAGGUCAUGAAGAUUUAUGCCUGGUUGCUUCUCAGGGUUUAAUCUCCCUUUGCUUUUGAUGACUCCAGUGAUGAUCUACACUCUUCUAGGAGGAUAAGGAGGAAAAAUAUUACAGAAAAAUGAGUCAUUCCAAUGCACUCUUUUUUUAGUAAUCCCAAGAGAUUAAUGGCUGACAUCAUAGAGAAGACCAGCACUUAAGACUACAUGGAAAUUAUUAAAUUGUAUAUUUUGGGGAGACUCCCUCUCCUUCUUUCUUUCUUUCUUUACAUGCUGCUGGUGGCCUUCAGGUUUGCCUUCUGUGCAUGUGAAAUAAAUGAGCUUGUUAUUGGCACUGGCUAAUGGAGGCUGCAAGCCUUUGGAGACCUUCCCAUUCCUGUCUCCCUCCAUCCACUCUCCUGAAGUUGAAUUUCUGUUCCUUUUUUUUUUAAUUUUUUUUUUUUUUUUUU